Messenger RNA from Daphnia pulex (common water flea), 2586 nucleotides. RefSeq lists its product as uncharacterized. The record is from RefSeq and is a predicted model, not a curated record. The coding region runs from base 189 to 2243 and encodes 684 amino acids. The transcript is spliced from 13 exons. Gene Ontology annotation, cellular component: IRE1-TRAF2-ASK1 complex; membrane. NCBI's taxonomy places the organism in Eukaryota, Metazoa, Arthropoda, Branchiopoda, Diplostraca, Daphniidae. Gene Ontology annotation, biological process: intrinsic apoptotic signaling pathway in response to endoplasmic reticulum stress; killing of cells of another organism; defense response to Gram-negative bacterium. Gene Ontology annotation, molecular function: pore-forming activity; protein serine/threonine kinase activity; RNA endonuclease activity.
UUAUUUGUCCGCAUUGAACAACUGAAUGUUUGUCAAAUUUUCUCGAAAUUUUCGGUUGAGCAAAAAUUAAUAACGGGGCUGCAACAGUUAAAACAGUGGCAUUUCGCAAACGGAAUUGUGUGCUGACGUGUAUGCCUAUUUGUAGGCAUUUCAUCUAAAACGGAGCUCUACAAGAAGAAGAGUUCUUCAUGAAUUGGUUUUCGGCUUUGGCCUCUCCUCUGAGGUUCGAAGAAAAAAAAGAGAACGAACUCGGCAGGGGGGGGUUUGGAGUCGUGUACGGAGGAACGUUCAAAAGACAUGCAGUUGCAGUUAAAGUGACAGUAAAGGUGCAUUCAGAUGAUGAAAAAAACAAAAAACGGGAAAGGGAAAUGGAGGAACACUUCCGGUUGGACCACGAAAAUGUCCUGAAACUCUUGCACGUCGAUGACUCACGUGAUAAAACGUACCUUGUGCUCGAAUUAUGUGCCGGGACACUGACAGAUUAUUGCGAGAAGAAAUACAAGGGACCGGAAUUGCCACCGGAUGCCAAAGUUUUAUAUCAAAUCGCCAAUGGAUUGCGCUACAUCCACUCACGAAAUUUAGUUCAUCGCGACGUCAAACCGGACAACAUUCUCAUCUCAAUGACGACCCCCGUCCAAAUGAAAUUGUCCGAUUUCGGAUUUGUCAAGAAAACAAGUCCUCGAGGGACAUUUACGCAGCAGAGUGGAUUAAAAGGAACUCUAAUUUGGAUGGCGCCCGAAAUUUUGGAGCUUUUAAACCACAGUAGUGAUAGCACGUCUGAGGAAAUUCCGCACGGAACAAUCCAAAGCGACACAUUCGCUGCGGGCUGCGUCUUUUUCUACUUUCUGACCCGCGGUAAACAUCCGUUUGGCAGGAAUUCUUUAACAAUUCCGAUGAACAUCUUAAAUAAAAAUCCAAUAGAGCUGAAUCAACACGAACAAAAUCUUAAGCAAAGCGAUGAUCGUGCCCUAUACGAACUGAUCGGGGAAAUGAUAAACCCGAUAGGGCAAAGAAUCUCAUUGCCCGAGGUUAUCAUUCAAUUGACAGCAAAGUUAUAUGCAUCACGUCAGUUCAAAAGAGUUGAUCGAUUAGUGCGUGAGAGUGGCGAAGAUAUCGUCUCCCGUUUCCACCCGAAGAAACCAUUAAUCGCCUGCGGCAUUAAAAAUGAAAUUAUUUUCUUUUCUGCAGAGAAUUCGUCCAUUCCUUUUUCUAAUUGGAAAGAGGACGAAAAAAAGUUUCAAAUUGGACAUGAAAAAGGAAUUACGGUGAUAGAAUGGAAUGUGGACGGGACUCAAUUGGCUGCCGCAUUUCAUAAAGAUGUCAUCGUGUGCUGGAGUUAUCCAAGUGGCAAAAUUCUCUUUCAAAAGAAAUUAGACGAAUGGAUGGAUCAAAUCGAGUGGAAUCCCUUCAGGCCGAACGUUUUUGCUGCUUUUAAGUAUGGAGUAGGUGCUGCUGCUUUUAGGGAAGUUGCAAAAAAAGUUUUCUUCUUCAAUUCCCGCCCUGUCGACCAACGGCCAUUUCAUUUCUGCACAAUCGAACUCGAUAAUUGGAUCUGGAGUGUCCGGUGCAUCUCUGCGAAUCGAGUCGCUCUCGGCUUAAUCGGAGACGGGAGAAUUGAAAUUUGGGAAAUUGACGAGUCGACGACUUCCGCCAAAAUUGUCAAACGACUCGAACAUGAAGACGGGAAGGGUUCGAUAAAAGAUAUGGCAUGGAACGAACGGACGGAAUGUUUAGCCGCUUGUUCAUCCGACGGAUGGAUGACGAUUUGGUCGAUGGACAGCGACCAACCCAUUCACGCCACAAAGGUUGAUAGCACAUGUUGGAGAUUGGCUUGGCGUCCAAACGGGAAACAAUCGGACGACGUGGGAGUGGACGCGGCCAGGAAAUCGGCCGACAAUUUCAUUUUGGCUAUUGGUGGAUUGUUCGAGGGGCGGAUUGUCAUUUGGACUCCGCUGGCAAAGGAAAAGACGAGAUUUCUCAAGCAACAUUCAAGUUAUGUAGAUUGGCUGUCGUUUUCACCCGACGGGCGGUUUCUCGCAUCAGCGGAGACAAUUGGAUUCUCUUAUCCGAUCAUCUGGGCAACUGAGAAUUGGAAACCCGUUUACAUCGGAUUAGAAGUAUAUGAAUUUGAAAAACAUUUCUCUUGGUUGUAUUCGUCUACGAAUGUCCCUGACUACAAAUUAACAUUCCCCUCAAAGGACGAUGGCCAGGUUGUUGUCGUGGAACACGUCGACGACCAGUAAGAAAUUCCAAGCCAAGAUUGAAGAUCACGAGAGGGAGAUGAGAAUUACGAAAUGAAAAGAAACUGGUGACGAAUAUUCAAUCAGAUCACCCAACCCAAAAGACUCCAAAUGUACGGGAAUGGAUUCUUUUUAUAACUAACGCAAACCUAAUUCGUGCUAUAAAAAAUCACCGACUGUUCACGACUGUUGCCCUCGAGUAGCCCUCACUUUAAGUUAGCAGCUUCUUAUAAUAUGCCUGAUAGUCCACGAAACGUUUGGGCCGUUUGGAGAUUGGUUAAAAUGUUUCAUUGGAAGCUUCGAGUUUUAUCAAGAAAUAAAAGCGACAACGACCGGAGCACAUCCG